AUGUACGGAGAGAAAAUCACGUGUGUUUCAUUGGUAGAGAAAGGGAACAAAGAGAAAGAUAUCGGCGAGCUAUACGAGAAGUUAGCUCAUGAGUAUCAAAUUCCUUUCAGCUGGUUUGAUUUUCAUGAAGUGUGUCUGAAACUGAGAUUUGAUAAGGUGGAACUUCUUCUAGAGGAGAAGGACGUCAAAAUCGCCAUGGAGACACAAAAGUACGAUAGCAGCGACGAGAAGAUCAAGCAAACCGGAGUUUUUAGGAUCAACUGCAUAGACUGCUUGGAUCGGACAAAUAUUGUUAGUAAGUUUCUUUGUCUGAAGAGCCUAGAGCGACAAUUGGACAGUGAAGGUAUCAUCAUCAAAAAUAGAGGCCAAUUUAAAUACGGAUUUUCCCACUUGUGGGCCAAUCAUGGGGAUAAAUUAAGUGUUCAAUACUCUAACACAAACGCAUUGAAGGGAGACUAUACUCGGACCGAAAGACGUGGAUAUCACGGGGUAAUCAAUGACGGAAUAUUGACUUUAGUGAGAUAUUAUCACGGAUUUAUCACAGAUUAUUAUGACCAAGUAGUGAUUGAUUUCCUAUUGGGAAAUGAACAACAGGAUGUAUUUGAAAGGUAUGAAGCUACAUUGGAAAACUUUGAUCCGAAUUUGGAAAAAGAAAAGCAAUUAGGAAGACGGAUCUUUGCUGAAGAGUCAGUUCGAACAAUUUUGGGAACGACAAGAAAUCCAACAAACCCAGCAUACAAUAUCAGAACAAUGAUUAUUGGAGCUUGGUGGGUAGAGGCAAAUACCGACUGGCAUAACAAGUUCGAACUUAAUGAUGCUCUACUAAUUAUGAUGGAUACCGCCUUUAUUUUGGAAGUGAAAACAGACGAGAAGAUUAUCCAGAUUGAUUUAGCUUCGAUAGACCUUGUCGAGUAUGGCCAUUAUUAUGUCGAUGCCCUAUCGUAUCACAGUAAACAGCCAUACAGGAAUAUUGAACUAUUUCCUAAAUGGAAACAAAUUGAUAAUGAUAUAAAUAGGGAGCAAGGCCCGCGAAUUGGAGGAACAACGAUUUUGAGCUCUUUGGUUCAUUUGACUUAUCAUUAUCUAUCCGUAUUAUACAAGAUGUCUGAAGAUCCUGAAUUAGAACAACAGUUGGAAUACAGCCCUACUAAGAAAGAGUACAAGUUCGGACUUUCCUACGGGAUGAAGAACCAUUUGAUUGCUGCCAGUGGCGAAUUUAUUGGUACCUUUAUUUUCUUGUGGUCAGCCUAUAUGAUCGCCCAGAAUGCCAAUUCUGACACUACAUAUGGUUCGAAGGGAUCGAACCCUGCCAAACUUAUUAUGAUUGCAUUUGGCUUCGGCUUUGGUGUUAUGGUUGGUAUCGUUUUAACUGCCAGAGUGUCUGGUGGCCACUUGAACCCUGCCGUUACAAUAUCUAUGCUUUUGGCAGGUGCUGUCACCCCAUUGAGAGCUCUUAUCAUGAUUAUUUCACAGCUUGUUGCUGGUUUAGCGGCAGGCGGUGCUGCUUCUGCAAUGACCCCGGGCCCAGUUUUGUUUGCUAAUGCAUUACUUCCAGGUGUUUCCAGGGCCAGAGGUUGCUUUAUCGAAUGCUUUGGUACUUGCAUUUUAUGCAUCACGGUUUUAAUGACUUGUGCAGAACACUCGUUCCUCUCUGAUUGGGCUCCUGCUGCAAUUGGUAUCUCCUUGUUCAUUGGUCAUUUAAUCUGUGUUUAUCCAACUGGUGCUGGUUUGAACCCUGCCAGAUCCCUUGGCGCUGCUGUUGCUGGUGUUCCCCAACUUGCCAUUCCUAAUUACUUCUGGAUUUAUUGGGUGGGUCCUAUUCUUGGAUCAGUCAUUGCAUACGGUAUUUGGAAAUUCUGGAGAUUGUUGGAUUAUACCACUUGCGUUGCUAUGCCCGCUACUGAAGAGGAGCAUUGA
Brettanomyces nanus is the source of this 1917-nucleotide messenger RNA. RefSeq lists its product as uncharacterized. The transcript is spliced from 3 exons. The record is from RefSeq and is a predicted model, not a curated record. Lineage: Eukaryota; Fungi; Ascomycota; Pichiomycetes; Pichiales; Pichiaceae. Gene Ontology annotation, molecular function: channel activity; phosphatidylinositol-4-phosphate phosphatase activity. Gene Ontology annotation, cellular component: endoplasmic reticulum; membrane. Gene Ontology annotation, biological process: transmembrane transport; phosphatidylinositol dephosphorylation. The coding region runs from base 1 to 1917 and encodes 638 amino acids.